Messenger RNA from Bombus terrestris (buff-tailed bumblebee), 3874 nucleotides. RefSeq names its product neuropeptide-like 1 (gene Nplp1). The record is from RefSeq and is a predicted model, not a curated record. NCBI's taxonomy places the organism in Eukaryota, Metazoa, Arthropoda, Insecta, Hymenoptera, Apidae. The coding region runs from base 74 to 1750 and encodes 558 amino acids. The transcript is spliced from 5 exons.
AGCGGCCGCGUACAUAGCCGGUAUUCAGAUUUGGCGAACCGCGUUGCAAGGACACUGUGACAAAGUUUACGAAAUGGGUCUGACCGGAAACCACUUUGUCAGCCUCUUGCUCUACAUCUUGGUCGUCAACGAGAUCCGUCUUCCUUUGGUGACAUGCCAGGAUGAAGAUAACACACAAUGCAUGCCAAAAGCAGCCUUCCUGGCUCUGUUGCGUCAUCCGGAAGUCAGCUCGAAUUUAGCCGCCUAUUCUAGAGCAGCGAGAAUAACUCAGGAUGCAAAAAGUCGUAACGACAUGGCGCAUCUGAGAGCUUUAACCGAGGAGGCUGACGACACGGAGAUCUGCGUACCUGGUCGCGUUUAUUUGCAACUAUUGAAGGAUCCGGUCAUGCGUGGCGAUCUUAGUAUUAUUCUCAAUGGAAGAACACAGAAGUUACCGGAUCUCCUAGGACGUUUGCUCGACGAUAGCGACGAGAUGGAUGCGAGGGAGUUCCUGCCUGAAUCUCAGAAAAGAAGCCUCGCAACGUUGGCCAAAAACGAUGAUCUACCGAUUAGUAUCCAGGAUCGUAUUGCCGAAAAUGAAGAUGACGAAGAAAAGAGGGCUGCAAUUUCCAGCGAGCAACCAGGACAAAACGACGCAGGAAUCUCCCGUGAUUAUCUCCUCUCUGGCGGUCGUUCAGAUUUGCAAGCCUUCGCACGAGACUUCCAGAUGGAAAAACGAAAUGUCGGUGCAUUAGCUCGGGAUUUCGCGUUGCCACCUGGUAGACGUAAUAUCGCGUCUCUGGUUCGUGACUACGACCAGAGCAAGAACAACAAUCGGGAAUCUACUUUGCCUUACAAUGGAAAAAGGAACGUCGCUUCCUUGGCGAGAACGUUCACUCUACCUCAAAACGGGAAAAGGAACGUGGCAUCCGUAGCCAGAGACUACGGACUCCCUUAUGGGAAAAGAUACGUCGGUUCCUUGGCCAGAACAGGCGAUUUUCCCACUAGAAACCAGAGAAGCGUCGCUUCUUUGGCGAAAAAUUCCGCUUGGCCAGUUUCAUUGAAGAGAGGAAGUUUCUUGCCCGGAAGCGUGAUCCUGAGAGCUCUUUCCCGCCAUGGUAGAUCGAUGGUGGACGAAACGAAUGCGAGAAACGACCUGUUAGAUCUUCAGGAGCUGAGUAACCUGGAACAAAGUCAGAGAAACGAUUACGAGACUGCGGAGGAAAAGUUGAACGAUUCCUUGACGAAAAUCGAUUCCAACAUUAGGCGACCCAAGAGACAGAUUGGCUUCUCCGACGAGUAUCCUCUACCUGUUAUGCAAAAUACGAACGGUUUUGAUUACGAAGAGAUGGUGGAGGCGCUCAGUGGACAGUACCCGAACGCAGAAAAGAGAUUCAUGGAAACAGGUUCUGCACCGGAGAUGCAGCCAGAGGUAGACCAGUUCGGCUACCCGGAAACGUUUCAAGCGAGUAAAAGACACAUCGGGGCCCUGGCACGUCUUGGUUGGCUUCCAUCUUUGAGGGUCGCGCGAUUUUCGCGCUCACCUCGGUAUCCGAAUGGCAGGGAGAAUUCCGCAGAUGGGCCCCCGUCCGACUACUCCGCCAACUCGUCGACAAGGUCGCUAAGACCUAACUUCAAAUCAAGGAAACACUCCGUUCAAGCCUUGCAUGGGGAUUGUCGACACGGCUUCAAAAGGUUUCUUAUCUUACCGACUACGGAUAAUUAUUUCCAUGAAAAACUUCCUUACUCGUUGCGAUCCAAAUCGUCAUAAACAGUCUCUUUUUUAUUUAUAUAUCACAGGAUAAAUAUCGAUGAAUUAGUCAUUUUGUUCAUACUUUUGCUCGUACAUCUCUGGAAUUGAAUAACGAUUAUAAAUACGUAAAUACUUUGAGAAACGAGAUUUAUUUUCGAAGAAGUUUCGAUAUUUAUCUGUAACUGGUACGAGAUUAUUUGCUGGUAAUCUUUUUCUUAAUUUCAAGUUAUCUGGCACUGGUAAUGUCUUUUCGAAUCAUCGCGUUUAGCAAGUGAAAGUAUAUGGGGCGCGUUAUUGCUUGUUUUUGACGAACUACUGAAUGAAGAUCAUUUCUAAAGAUUCAGGGAAAUAAGUAGAUUUAAUUCUCAACUGGUAUCGAAUCGUAAAUGAAUUUGCAUUAAGUUAUUUAAUUUUUAUGUUCGAGUUUAAUUUUUAUUCCAUGUUAUUUUUCAUGUAAGAGGUAAAAUAUAAGAUAGUCUAAAAUUAAACAAUCUAGCGGAAUCUGUUAAGAUUACUUACGAUCCAAAUAUAUCGGUUGAGAUUAAACGAUGGAAGCUCAAAUCUGCGGAAACUUGCACAACUAUUAUAUGCGAUGGAUGACUGGUACUGUAUCUAUUAUCACGGUAUGCUACAUUUAAAAGCUUUUUCGUGCUUCAAACGGCUAUCAAUGUUUAACUAGCUCGAAGUAUUGACUAACUAUUACAGUAUUGUUAAUUUUCACUAGCAACCGAAGAUUUUAUAAAGUGAAUUAUUUACGCUUCCUAUCGACGUAUAGUCUGACACGUACUGUUUGAUAUAUAUAUACAUGUAACGACUUUAUAUACUGUAUUUAAUUUAGUGCUUACUAACUUAAUACUCUAAGCGUACGUUUAAGGGAAAAUAGCAGUCAAUACGAGAUAAAAUUCAGAGCGACGUUCAAUUCUUUACGAAACGUUGCAAAUAGAUUAGCAAACACCAAUUAUUGUGGUAAUUUAUAUCACAUUCGAUCAUGUAGCUUUAUUAGUUUAGUAUUUUAUAGUCUACAAAGGAAUUAUGUUUACACAGAACGAAUGGCCCCUUAUUGUACGGCAGCACAAAUACUUGUCAUUUGCAGAAAUAUAGAAAAUUGCACAUUGCUCGAAUAAUAUUUACCUAAUCUCAAGUCUCUACUCUCGUACUAAUUUCUCAUGCUGUUUACGUUAGAUUAAACAUAUCACGUGUACCUUUUAAUGUCUCCUGCGACUUCUAUUAACGUUAAGAAACUUUCUCAGAAAUAUUUUUCUCCAAAAUCAAUGUAAUUAGACGAUAACCAGCGACAAUAACGUUAUAUUAAGAAUAAUAAUCCUAAUGUCUGAUCUGAUUCGCUAAGCUACCUUACUUAUCGUUAGAUACAUCUGUUUUGCAACGUAAAAUAUGUCUUAAAUGCAAAUGUAUUAAUAAUAUUUAGGAUUUCUUUCAAAUUAUUUACUAAAUUGCUCACAAUUCUAUCUGAAACUUUUCACAUACUGUUUUCUUUUUUAACGAGCAGUAUUACACAACAUUAGCUUUUAUUGUUUACGUUCAAUGCAUUUACUUUGAAAAUACAGAUGUAUUGGUAUGGUAGUAAGUAAAACGAACAAUCAGAUAGAAUUAUUCGAUGGUCUGAGGCAUUUCCGUAUCCGAAAGGAUUUCAUCGUUCGAUUGAGAGAUGUUCACCGAGCAAGUUGGAGAUUCUUUUCGAAUUUUUCAUUCGAUAUUUCUACAGCCACGGUUCACGAUCGCAAAUAGAAGAAAACAUGCAGGAAGCCGUGACGCGAUCUUCGACGUAUAACAGUAGUCAGUGUAAAUCUUAUAGCGCUGAGGGCUUGCAGGCUCGAUAGUAAUAACGCAAAAUUCAGCUUUCUUUUUGUUCAUGAUACAUGUUUCAGUACUUAUCGAUAGAUCAUUGUGUAAUACGUGUAUGUUAAAUGUAAAAGCGCGGUCUCUGGAAGAAUUGUGGUAAUUACAAGUCGAUCGAUAUCAACGAUUUAUCACUAAUGCGGAUAGCGUGUAUCGUUGUUCGAUCGCCUUCGAUUUUAUCAGAAUGUAUCAAUGUGUUUGUCUAGACAAUAACGAGUAAACGAGAUGACAAUAAAACGAUAAUAAUAAACGAUGAAAUAAAGAUCUUGUUUGUCGUAUCAUCAA